AUGUGCGCUGCACGAUCGGGUGAUACCUCAUCAUCGGGGAACAAACCGCGAACUAUUGUCUGUUACAUAUGCGGCCGUGAAUUCGGAACUCACUCUAUCGGAAUCCACGAGAAGCAGUGUUUGACAAAAUGGAAAAUACAGAACGACCAACUACCCAAAGCGAUGCGUCGCCCUGAACCAAAAAAACUAGAUCGUUCCAACAUGAGUCUGGAAAGUUCGAACGAACUGGCCUUGCAAAUGUCCAAGGAACAAUUGGUUCCUUGUCCAGUGUGUAGCCGACGCUUUCUUCCAGACAGACUAGAAGUACACUUCAGGUCAUGUGGGAAGGGUAAACAAAUGGACGCACCUUAUUCGACCCCAUCCGAACCCCCAAAACCAAAAACAGUGAUAUGCUAUAUUUGUGGCCGAGAAUACGGUACGAAAUCUAUCAGUAUUCACGAACCGCAAUGCCUUGAAAAGUGGCACCGACAAAAUGAGUUGUUACCAAAGCACAUGCGACAAAAAACUCCAGAGAAACCAAAGGAACUGCUAACAACUGGAGCGGGAACUUACGACUUAAAAAGCUACAAUGAAACUGCCUGGGAAGCAGCGCGAUCUAAUCUCGCCCCUUGCAGCAACUGUGGCCGUAGAUUUAAUCCUGACCGAUUACCAGUUCACGAACGUAUUUGCAAGAAGCUGAAGUAA
Molecule: messenger RNA, 684 nt
Organism: Opisthorchis viverrini
Lineage: Eukaryota; Metazoa; Platyhelminthes; Trematoda; Opisthorchiida; Opisthorchiidae
Exons: 1
Coding region: 1-684 (227 amino acids)
Source: RefSeq, a predicted model, not a curated record